UCCCAGUCAACGGGAGGACCCAAUCAACGUCGAGAGCGUGAGCCCCACCUAUCUUAGGUCCCUGCGGCGGCCGUAGUACGUCAGAGCUGCUGGUUGGCUCCGAUGUAGGGGCGCGGGGAUCCGCAGGGCCUGAGGCCGGGUCCCAACCUGGCUUUCCGGGAUGUCGGUGGCCUUCGUACCGGACUGGCUGAAAGGCAAGGCGGAAGUCAAUCAGGAGACGAUCCAGCGGCUCUUGGAGGAGAAUGACCAGCUCAUCCGCUGUAUUGUGGAGUAUCAGAACAAAGGCCGGGCGAAUGAGUGCGUCCAAUACCAGCAUGUGUUACACAGAAAUCUCAUUUAUUUGGCUACCAUCGCAGAUGCCAACCCAACCAGUGCUUCAAAAGCAAUGGAAUAAUCUUUCAGUUGUCUGUCAUGAGGAGUAAUUGAGGAUAAUCCAUGUCCUAUGAAGUAAAGACAGGAUCUUUACCAACUCAACUGCUUAAAACACGGAUGAACCCUUGUGCCUCUUUUAAUAAUGUGAAAAUGUGAAGAAAGCUACUAAUGAACUGUAUUCUCAGUGUAAAUAUUUAUUUUAAUAAUUAAGCAGAUUAAGUUGA
Molecule: messenger RNA, 596 nt
Organism: Zalophus californianus (California sea lion)
Lineage: Eukaryota; Metazoa; Chordata; Mammalia; Carnivora; Otariidae
Gene: SS18L2
Product: SS18 like 2
Exons: 3
Coding region: 161-394 (77 amino acids)
Biological process (GO): positive regulation of transcription by RNA polymerase II
Cellular component (GO): nucleus
Molecular function (GO): transcription coactivator activity
Source: RefSeq, a predicted model, not a curated record